Molecule: messenger RNA, 2766 nt
Organism: Cucurbita maxima (winter squash)
Lineage: Eukaryota; Viridiplantae; Streptophyta; Magnoliopsida; Cucurbitales; Cucurbitaceae
Product: PHD finger protein EHD3-like
Exons: 7
Coding region: 438-2264 (608 amino acids)
Source: RefSeq, a predicted model, not a curated record
GUUUAACCAAAAAGAACUUCUUCUACUGCUCUCCCGCCUCUCGGAUUUUGGAGUUUCCAUUUCUUGUCGCCGCAUUUUCUUUGCUCAAAAGAAUGGAGUGUUUUCGAAUUUUGUAGCUUCAUUAUUCAGCAUUUUGUUUUGGAGCUACUGGAUUUGUUUGAAUUAGCUGCUUGUUUGUUGACUAUGUUGAGCUUAAGCUUUUUCCCAGCCAGGGGAAGUUGCAGAGUGGAUUUUAGUGAUAGUGGUAUAUAUUUUUUUUGUUGUGUUCAUUAAUGGAGAAAACUUCUCCCGGUGAACUAAGUGUGUUUUAUCGGUUUCUAUCAAGUACCAAUUAGUUUUGCGAAGCUUGGGUGUGGAGAAUUUUCAGAAUCUGUAACACAUGCGACUAUCGGAACCCUAAUCCUGUCCGGAAUUAGGGUUUUCUUCGUGCUGUUUAGAUGGUUAUUGAAGAUGGGGAAAGCAAUGGGAAUUGCACGGGACGCCCUUUGGAGGUCAAGUUCAUGAAGAGCGUGGCAGGAAAAAAUGGAAUCGGGAUGGGGGUUUUGAAUGUUGUAACUGAAGGGGGGGUUCCAGGAACUAGCGAUGGUUUUCGAACUUACAAGCGGCGGAAGCAGACGAAGUUGGCUUUUGGGAGCGAAUGCAUGGGAGAUGGCAAGGUUCAUGUUGAAGCUGCUAGUCAACUAGUGUUCCAGACUGUUCAAGAAACUUUAUACACGCUAAGAGGCAGUAACUCCUGUGAUCAUGUCCAUUCUCCAAUGGUCAAUUUAGAUGAGUGCCCAGAGGACCUCUGGAGAUCUGUUUUGUUACAGCAGAUAUACCAGUCAUCAAGUGUCAAUGGAGGCAAUGUACACGAUGGCCUUGCUUCUCAUUCAGGAGCCAUUGACCCCUCAAGAUUUAAGAUAUUUGAUGCUCAACAUGGAAAUAGCAAUAUUGACCUUCUACGUACUGGAUCAGUGUCUAGUAGAGUUCAGAUGGCAUCUCAUAAAGAGAAUGGUGUUGUAUCAAGUGGAUCAUUAGAAAAUUCGAACAGAUGUAGUGUUAGUGAGAGUUGCUGGCGAGCUUUCUUUAGUAUUAUAGAUUCACAGAAGUUUAUCUCAUUGUGUAAGCUUCUAUCUGAAAAUUUCAGAGGAAUCAAGGCUGAUAAUGUUUUUGACUUUAGUCUUGUAAACUCAAGGAUCAAAGAAGGGGCUUAUGGAAACUCACCCAUGCUCUUCCUCUCUGACGUACAACAGAUAUGGAGAAAGUUUCAAGCAAUUGGUACUGAGUUGGUAUCACUGGCAGAAAGCCUCUCAGACUUUUCCAGAGCCGCUUAUCAAGAAAAGGUGGGAGUUUCAGGACGCAAUGUAUUUGAAGAUGGGAAGCAUGAGUUCUCUACGCGGGAAUCACCUUCUCAUGCUAAAGCAGAGCAUAUGGAUGGUUAUGGUGUGUAUAAAGUUUGUGCCUGCAGAAGUUGUGGAGAGAAAGCAGAAGGGAUUGAUUGUCUGGUUUGUGAUUCAUGCGAGGAAAUUUACCAUAUAUCUUGCAUCAAACCUCCCGUCAAGGAGAUUCCCCUUAAGAGUUGGUUCUGUGCUAGUUGCAUUUCAAGCGGAUUUAGUUUGUGUCAUGACAACUGUGUAGUAUGUGAGAGGUUGAAUACGCCCACAAUGCUAGCCAAUGGAGUUGGUGAAAUUCUGGAAACUAGUGAAGUCAAUGAGAAUCUGAACUGUUGUUUAGAUGAUGGAAUUGAACAACUAAAUGACAGCAAAGAUUUGGGCCCUUGCAAAAUUUGUGGAAAUGGAGUAGAAAGUGGUGAUAAUUUUAGAAUAUGCAGCCACCUGUUCUGCCCUCACAAAUGUUAUCACACCAGGUGCUUGACAAAGAAACAGUUAAAAUCUUACGAUACAUGCUGGUACUGCCCUUCUUGUCUUUGCAGAGCAUGCCUCAUAAAUCAAGAUGAUGACAAGAUUGUUUUAUGUGAUGGCUGCGAUCAUGGAUACCACAUUUACUGUAUGAGACCACCACUUGCUGAAAUUCCAAAAGGAAAAUGGUUUUGUAGCAAAUGUGAAGCUGGAAUUGAGGCAAUACGUAGGGUGAAAAGGGCAUAUGAGAAUUUUGAACACAAGCGAAGUAAGAGAGGGAAAAAUACAUUUGGGGGUUAUGGCAAUUCAGGCAAGAAACGGAUCAAUGGAGGUGAUCAGGAAUCGGAUACAGGAAGGAGAGGAAUGGACAUGCUUCUUACUGCGGCCAAGACCCUAAAUUAUGAAGAGGGUCUGGCUAACCUUUGAUAUAAAUAGUUGAUAAGAGAGAAGGUCUGAAGCACAAAUUAUUUCAUGCUGACUGAUUACACAUUUUAAUCUCUUAGAAUUUUGUUUUAUUAUGUUCAUGGACUCGAUAGGUUUUGGACAUUUAGGCAUGCUGACUUUUUGGGAGAUUAUAACUUGGAAUGAUGUAUGUAGUCUGUGUAAAAGAAACUUGGCACAUCUUAAACUGAAGAUUCUGAGAAACCAGGACGCUGUUUGAUUAAAAGGAGAUCUAGGUGAGAAUCAACCAUGUAUGGUUUUACUCAUUUUGUACCAUGAGAGGUAUAUAAUCUCCAAGGAUUGGGAGAAGGCCGACGUUUCGGUUCUAUUGUAAAAUUCAUUUAACACAAUGACAACCAGAGGAAUGAUGCCUUUUGUACGUAUUCUUAGGCUUUCUUUGGAUAUAUAUUUAUUAUAUUAUCAUUUGUAAUGUAUGCUAUAUUUUGGGAUUUUGUAUCUAAUGUCGAAUUCUGUGUUCUUUCUUCAA